Messenger RNA from Sesamum indicum (sesame), 1066 nucleotides. Its product is annotated as protein MIZU-KUSSEI 1. The record is from RefSeq and is a predicted model, not a curated record. Gene Ontology annotation, biological process: hydrotropism. NCBI's taxonomy places the organism in Eukaryota, Viridiplantae, Streptophyta, Magnoliopsida, Lamiales, Pedaliaceae.
CCUCUGAUUUCUAUUGAGAAUCAGAAGUUAGAUUGUCAUUCAACUUUGAAGAAAAUCAUUCAUUACAUAGUAAGAAACGUGGGCAGAUCGAUGUCGAGGAAGUACAACAAGUGGGAUAGAUUGGUGGGAGCAGUGAUGAGGAGAGAGCAGUUGAGGCAAAUUGCUUUGAGACGCUCCAGCUACUUCAACUCCACAUCGUCCAGCCCCGAUCUUUACGACCACGGGAUUAUCUCUAAUGACCAAGAAAUUAUGAUCUGCUGUAUCUGCCAAUGUAGUGAUCGUGUAACACAUCUAUCUAAUGGGAAAUGAAACCAAAAGAGUGUUGAUGAAGAUGAAGAUGAUGAUAUCAUCGCAGACAUUUCGACCUUCAAAUUCGAAGAGAAAGACCUAGUAAAAUCAGAGGAGCCAAGAAAUCGUCCACAUUCACUCUUUACAGGGUCAGCGAAAGCACCAAGAAGAAAGUUUUUAGUUAUGGCAGUUUCCAAGCUCCGAUCAGCCCUUGCUCUUGGCAGGGCCAGGAUCCAAUUUUCGUCGGGCCUGGGCAAAAAUGUUGUGGGCACUGUUUUUACGUGCAGGCGUGGACAUCUGCAUUUUGCAUUCCAGGAUCAUUUCAACGUGAGUCCAGCUUUUCUUGUUGAACUAGCAAUGCCGAGACGCAUUCUUCCCAAGGAGAUGUCUUCCGGGCUAGUGAGGGUUGCCCUCGAAUGCGAUAAGAACAAAGGUAUCGGGCUUCUGGGGGAGCCCGUUUGGAGGACCUACUGCAACGGGAAGAAGCAUGGGUAUGCAACGAGGAGAGAGUGCGGGCCCGAAGAUUGGAAGGUUUUGAAUGCAAUAGGCCCGAUUUCAAUGGGGACGGGAAUGUUGCCGGCCGCGUCAGAGCGUGGGACGGAAUCAGAUGGAAAGCUGAUUUACAUGAGGGCAAAGUUUGAAAAUAUUGUUGGAUCUUCAGAUUGUGAAGCUUUCCGCAUGAUGAAUCCCGAUGAAAAUGCUGCUUCAUAACUAGUACACUAUGUUUGGAUUCAUGUUUUUACAUUUUUCGAGACAAAAUAAAGUACUUGUUCUUGUA